AUGCGGCCCCUUCUCCUCUCCCUCUUCGUCACGCAGCUGCACGCCGUGCUGCUGCCCGGACCCCCCGGCCCGUACUCGGUGUCGUAUGAAGCUUACAGCCUGACCGACAACUCCCGCCAGGAUCCGUACGCGCCUUCAGACAACACCCACAAACGAAGAAUCAUGGUGUCGACUUUUAUUCCGGUGUCGAAGUGCGAUUGCAAGUCUACGGAGCUCCCCUACAUGCCCCCCAACUCGACGGCAGCUUGGGGACAAUACGCGGCUUCGAUGGGCUUGCCAACCAAUGUCGUGGAGGAUUUCCAAAUCGAGUACUGCCAGUCUUCCAAGCCGGCACCUAGGAAAUAUCCAGUGGCAAUCUUCUCCCCGGGCUUGACCUCUUCGAGGCUUGUAUACGGAGUUCAAGCCAGGGCGCUCGCCAGUUUGGGAUACGUUGUCAUCUCUGUGGAUCAUCCCUAUGAUUCCUUCUUUGUUGAAUUUCCCGAUGGAACAUCCGUGCAAGGCACUAUUCCGUUUAGCCCAACCGAUGCAGAGGCUGAUGCCGCUACUGAGGUACGAGCUGCGGACGUGUCUUUUCUCGUCGAUGCACUACACGGCUCAGCUGACGGGGUCUCAUUGCCGACUGAACUCAUCGGGAGCAUUGACCUGAACAAGAUAUUCGCCUACGGCCACUCAAUGGGAGGAGCAACUGCCGCGGAAGUAGCAUUGCUUGACAAGCGCGUUCUGGCCGGGCUCGACUUCGACGGGCGUCCAUGGGGCACAAGCGCAAAGACCGGCUCCGACAGACCCUUUAUUAUCGUAGGAAGCGAAGCAAACGAUGCGUUGUGGGCACCCUACUACGAAAGGUUCACGGUUCCGAAGAUGCAGGUCACCAUAAAGGGGUCGACGCAUCUAUCCUUCUUCGACCUGCCCUACCUGUUUGGCGUGCGCCCGCUACCUGCGGAAUAUGACGAGGUGAUCAAGCAACUGGGUGGAACGAUCAAGGGUGCUCGGAUGCUGGAGAUCGAGAUGGGCUAUAUCCAGGGUUUUGCAGACCUAGUGUUGAAUGGGAAGACGGAGCAGCUUCGAUCCCUCAACACGACGUUCACUGAGGUUAUAGUCAGUGAGGAUAACCUAUCCGCCUAG
Molecule: messenger RNA, 1122 nt
Organism: Clonostachys byssicola
Lineage: Eukaryota; Fungi; Ascomycota; Sordariomycetes; Hypocreales; Bionectriaceae
Source: the annotation of a GenBank genome assembly